AUGCACAAGCCUUUGAGAUCGGAGUCUCCCAAGGAGCCAGAACAGCUGUGGAAACUCUUCAUUGGAGUGAGCUUGAAAACAACUGAGGAGAGUCUGAGAAUACAUUUUGAGCAAUGGGACACACACUGUGUGGUAAUGAGCAAUCCAAACACCAAGCGACUCAGUUGCUUCGGCUUUGUCACAUAUGGCACUGUGGAAGAAGUAGAUGCUGCUAUGACUACAAGGCCACACAAGGUGGAUAGCAGAGUUGGGGAACUUAAGAGAGCUGUUUCAAGUGAAGAUUCUCAAAGACCAGGCGGGGGGGGGGGGGAAUUAACUGUGAAACAGAUCUUUGUUGGUGAUAUUAAAGAGGACACUGAAGACCUGUGAGAUUAUUUUGGGCAGUAUGGGAAAAUUGAAGUGAUUGAAAUCAUGAGGGACAGAGGCAGUGGGAAGAAAAUAGGGUUUGCUUUUGUCACCUUUGAUGACUAUGACUCUGUGGGCAAGAUUGUUAUUCAGAAAUAUCAUACUCUGAAUGGCCACAAGGGUGAAGUGAGAAAAGCCCUGUCAAAGCAAGAGAUGGCUAGUGCUUCGUCCAGCCUAAGCAGUCGAAGUGGUUCUGGAAAUUUUGGUGAUGGUUGGGGAGGUGGUUUUGGCAGCAAUGAAAACUUUGGUCGAGGAGCAAGGGUGUGUGACAACUUCAGCUCUGCCAACUCCCACACCACCUCAUGA
Molecule: messenger RNA, 711 nt
Organism: Cricetulus griseus (Chinese hamster)
Lineage: Eukaryota; Metazoa; Chordata; Mammalia; Rodentia; Cricetidae
Source: RefSeq, a predicted model, not a curated record